CCCAUGUAGAGGCCUAUGGGCUUUUAGGUAGAGAGAAGCACACCCAUCUCUUAAAUGACUUUCUAGGAACACUAGAACGAUCCACACGUGGGAAUCAUGAAAGAGUUUUGUAUCUUCUUGAUCUGCUUCAUCAACCUGUUGCUGCUGGAGAGCUCAUCGUGUGCUGGUGACUCAAGUGUUGUGAAUCCCUGUUGUUCCUACCCCUGUCAGAACUCAGGAGUGUGUGUGAGAUUUGGUACAGAAUGCUACGAAUGUGACUGCACUCGAACUGGCUUUUAUGGAGUCAACUGCACUGUUCCGGAGCUCUGGACCAGAGUUCGUCUCAUGCUGAAGCCGAAGCCUACGGCGGUUCACUACUUCCUCACGCACUUCCACUGGUUCUGGGACCUCGUAAACAACUCUUUCCUGCGAGACACAUUCAUGAGAUUAGUGCUAACCGUCAGAAGCGACCUUAUUCCAAGCCCUCCGACCUACAAUACUAAAUAUGGAUACCUCAGCUGGGAGUCUUACUCCAACAUGUCCUACUACACCCGUCUCCUCCCUCCUGUUCCUGAGGACUGCCCUUUGCCCAUGGGAGCUAAAGGUAAACCUCAGCUUCCUGAUCCGAAAGUGUUGGCCGAGAGGUUUUUUAAGAGAAAGACAUUCAGGCCAGACCCUCAGGGAACCAACAUGAUGUUUGCCUUUAUGGCGCAACACUUCACUCACCAGUUCUUCAAGACAAACCAGGAAGUUCAAGGUGGCUUCACCAAGGCUUUAGGACAUGGGGUAGAUGCGAGCAAUAUCUACGGAGACAGCCUCAUACGACAGCUUCACCUACGGCUUCAUAAAGAUGGAAAGAUGAAAUAUCAGUUAGUAAACGGUGAGAUGUACCCCCCAACAGUAUCAGAGGUCCCUGUGCACAUGGUUUACCCUGAACACUUCCCUCCAGAGAAGCGUCUGGUCACCGGUCAGGAGGUGUUUGGCCUCCUGCCGGGCCUCACCAUGUAUGCCACCGUAUGGCUGAGGGAGCACAACAGAGUCUGUGACGUCCUGAAGGCGGAUCACCCCACCUGGGACGAUGAGCAGCUCUUUCAGACCGCCAGACUCAUCAUCAUUGGAGAGACAAUCAACAUCAUAAUAGAAGAGUACGUGCAGCACCUGAGUGGCUACCUGUUGGACCUGAAGUUCGAUCCCACUCUGCUCUUCAACGCACGUUUCCAGUACAGCAACCGCAUCGCUCUGGAGUUCUGCCACAUCUACCACUGGCACCCGCUGAUGCCUGACAGCUUCCUCAUCGACGGCGAUGACAUCCCAUACCCUCAGUUUAUGUUCAACACAUCCCUACUCAUGCACUACGGGGUGGAGAAGAUGGUGGAUGCCUUCUCCAAACAACCUGCAGGCCAGAUAGGAGGAGGUCACAACUCGCAUGUAGUUGUGCUUCAAGUGACAGAAAAGGUCAUCAAAGAGUCACGAGCAACACGAGUGCAGCCCUUUAAUGAAUACAGGAAGAGGUUUAACCUAAAGCCGUACACCUCUUUUUAUGAAUUUACUGAUGACAUUGAAAUGGCCGAAGGUUUAGAGGAGCUCUAUGGUGACAUUGAUGCUCUGGAGCUCUACCCCGGUGUCCUGCUUGAGAAAGCACGACCUAACAGUCUAUUUGGGGAGAGCAUGGUGGAGAUGGGGGCUCCCUUCUCCCUGAAAGGCCUGCUUGGAAACCCCAUAUGCUCCCCUGAGUACUGGAAGCCCAGCAGCUUUGGGGGAGAGAAGGGCUUCAAUAUCGUCAAAACUUCCACCUUGAAGAAACUGGUGUGCCUAAACACCAAAUGGUGUCCAUACGUGGACUUCCAUGUUCCAAGAAAUGACGAGGAGCUGAAAUCAAGGAAAUCAAAUUCUGAACUUUAAUCAAUUCAUCUCAAUCAGUUUAUUACUAUGCUGACUGUAGGGGACAUUCUUUAGCUGCCAAUGUGUUGCAAAUUGUUCUCUUUAGGGAUAUUUUAAUUCUACAUGACAUUUAGUGGUUUCAAUCCUGCCUGCAGAGAGAGAGACAUACUCUGAAUCCAAGCAGGUCUACCUCCUGAAAACACAGGUGACAAAUUCCAUAGUUUCUGGAGCAGGAAAAAAUAUUUGCACUAUCUUGAAAAUGUUUUUUAUUUGGUAAUGGUAAUUUUUUUUUGUGUAUUUUCUAUUUUCUUUCAGUGAGGGUAUAACAUCACCAUAUCUUCUUGAAAAAUGUAAUGUAACUAAAAUAGUCAUAGUAAAACAUUUCUACAAAAUAUGAUAAAUAUUCUGCAGACAUUCUUGUUGCAUGUUAAUGGAAACACAACUCAAGAUUUGAAGAUUCAAAGAUGUAUUGUCAUGUCAUAUGCUACGGUGUAGUUAUGCAAUUCAUGAAAAAAGUAGGUCACUUGUUCCUCACCAGCGCAAUUACAAGACAUACAUUUUUAUAAAAAUAAAAUAAAAUAGUCCAAAGAAUAAAAAUGUAUUAAUUCAUCUUGGUUAAAUUGACAUGAAUGUUAAUAAUCUAAAUUAUGAAUUUCUAAAUAUAGUCACUAUUUAGAUAACUCACUUGGCAAUUUGGAGUUUGAGCAAAACACUUCUGGCUGAGCAGCUGAUCUUUAACACGUCUUCAUCUCUUUUUAUGUCUUUUAGAUGUUUUGAGUGUGCAUGUGCUUUAUACAUAAGUUUGACUUUACCAUUGAAGGAAUUUGAAUUAUAUUUGAGACAAUAUGCUUUAUUAAGAUGGUAAACGUGAUGCUUACCAUUAGCACGUUAGCAUGCCGACAUUACCAUCUAGCUUGUGCUGGGCAGCCUCACACAGGCACUACUGUAUAAUGUCUACAGACUCUUAGUAUUGUUACUUUUUUUCCAGCUGUUUAAUGAGUUUCUACACAAUUGGAAUAUAGAGAAAAAAUAUACAAUCACAAAACUAAGUCGCUAGAUGUGAUGUCUUAGUUUGAGUUCUCACACCAACUUAAUGACAGGAAGACGAUGUUGUGUCGCCUUGAAUGUGUGAGAAAAGUGAUCACACUUUACUGUGGUUUUGUUGAUGUCCCAAAAGGGAACCACAGGUUUACUUCUCUGUUUCACGUUUAAACGUAGCAGUUACAACUUGUCAGUAACUUGUUUUCAUAGAGCACAAAACCCCAACUCAAUAUCCUCUUAAUAUUAUAAAUUAACAAGACUUUUCAAAAGUCAAAGUUGUUGCUACUAUUCUAUUCUUAAAUCCUACUAAAGUUAUUCACCUUAAAUCCCACGCUCUGACAUUUGCAGAAAAGCUAGUAAAUGUUUUUGCUGAACAUAUUUUAACCAUACAAUUUGAAUUUGAACCUCAUCUCUUUCCAUCAAAGAUAAACUUCAGUGGCAGCUCUUACCAAUUUCAUACAAACAUUGAAUGCAAGUAGGCGCAUUUCAACCCAGUCUCACGGCAUUUCGUGUUAUAGUCACGAUAUUUAAUCUAUUGAUUCGUGUCACACAGAACGAUUUUAAAAGCAAUGCAUUUCUAUUGGUAGUAUGUUUCGUGCCUGCAACACGUCUUUUUGUCCGGUCGGGUCUUGGAAGACCGGAAGCUGUGCGGUUCAUAAAAUCGUUUUCUCACUCAAUAUCAAGCCACAAUUAUUGUUUUUAUUUUAAAUCGUAUAAUGUCGGACUUUUUUUGCCGUCAAUGAGGAAAAUAAAUGGGGCUCAGAGCCUCAGAAUACUGAAAUAUGUAUUUUUUAAAUCUUUUUUUCCUUCUAAUUUGUUAUUCUUUUCUAAAUAACACACUGUUAUUUACUCAACAAUAACACACAAUUAUCCUUGUUUUUAUUAAUUUGUUCAAUUCUAUAAUCUCUGGCUUUUUUGGCGUCCGUCAGGAACUGAAUUUCAAAAUAAAAUAACCGGAAACAGACGUAGGCGAUACACACCCACUGAACUGAUUGCCCAAGAUCCUCAGCUAUGGUUUAAGCUCGGUGAUUGGAUGUUUUAGCCACAAUGCACGUUGGUAUAUGGUGUUUAUACGAUAUGAAAUCCAAAAAACAUAAACAAAUAAAAAAAAUAAUACUUUAA
Molecule: messenger RNA, 4023 nt
Organism: Gymnodraco acuticeps
Lineage: Eukaryota; Metazoa; Chordata; Actinopteri; Perciformes; Bathydraconidae
Gene: ptgs1
Product: prostaglandin-endoperoxide synthase 1
Exons: 11
Coding region: 97-1881 (594 amino acids)
Biological process (GO): response to oxidative stress; cyclooxygenase pathway
Cellular component (GO): cytoplasm; neuron projection
Molecular function (GO): peroxidase activity; prostaglandin-endoperoxide synthase activity; oxidoreductase activity, acting on single donors with incorporation of molecular oxygen, incorporation of two atoms of oxygen
Source: RefSeq, a predicted model, not a curated record